AUGAAGGGAUUGUCAUCAUUUGGAAAGCAUCGCAAUAAGAUGCACACAUUGUACUGCCGCUGUGGCUCUAAGGCCUACCACUUUCAGAAGUUGACCUGUGGAAAAUGUGGCUACCCUGCCAAGCACAAGAGAAAGUAUAACUGGAGUGCCAAGGCUAAAAGAAUAAAUGCCAUCAGUACUGGUAGAAUGAGGCACCCAAAAAUUGUAUACCACAGAUUCAGGCAUGGAUUCUGUAAAGGAACAUCUCCCAAACCCAAGAUGCCAGCUGUUGCAGCAUCCAGUUCAUCUUAA
Choloepus didactylus (southern two-toed sloth) is the source of this 291-nucleotide messenger RNA. Its product is annotated as 60S ribosomal protein L37-like. Gene Ontology annotation, biological process: translation. Gene Ontology annotation, cellular component: ribosome; cytosolic large ribosomal subunit. Gene Ontology annotation, molecular function: structural constituent of ribosome; RNA binding. Lineage: Eukaryota; Metazoa; Chordata; Mammalia; Pilosa; Megalonychidae. The transcript has a single exon. The record is from RefSeq and is a predicted model, not a curated record. The coding region runs from base 1 to 291 and encodes 96 amino acids.